UUAAUAAAUCAAAAGCUCACGUCAAAGUUGCACAAAUAUGCAAUUUCUGGAGUCGUAUUCUGUAACCAUUCAUUUUAUCUUACAUUCUUCUUCUCUUAUCGGCAGACACCCCAAGCGACCGAUCACGUUGAUAACGGCUGAGUAGCCUCGUCUGAGCCUAUGAUAGAAGGACAAAUGUAUCGAAAAUAAAAUUGAACUUGGCGAAAUGCGGUCGCUGGCUUUCUCUUCGCAACUUUGUCACACCUUCGUAAAUAAGAGCUAUUUGCACAGGGUAACAAUAGCGCUGCGAUAUUCUACGCUUGCAAUUAUAACAUUAAUUAUGCUGGUGGCGUAGCUGACGACGGCAAAAACCAGAUGAAAUAAUAAAUUUAUCUUGUGUGAUGCGAAAAUGGUGUCUCCUAUCGAACAGGCCCGGAUUGCAGGCAGGCUACUUCGAGGCCGUCAAUCUCGACUCUGUUGACCGAGCCAACUUGGAACACGCCAUGAUGGAAUCCCUGCCACCCAUGAUGUGUCAGGUGGCCUUGGACUGUUUGGUCAAGCCUCCAUCUCCAGGUGAUGCAUCCUACGAAAUGUACUCUAAGGAGAAAGCCUUCAUCAUCAACUCUUUAGCUGAACGUGCCAGGAUGGCGGAAGAGAGGCUGAACGCAAUAAAGGGAAUCCACUGCAGUCCAGUGCAGGGGUCUAUGGCUGCCUACCCCCGCAUGACCAUUCCAGCCAAGGCUAUCGAGGAAGCGCAGCGUCAGAAAAAGGAGGCUGACGUGUUCUACGCCGAGGAAUUGCUGCGCAGGAAAGGUGUUUGCGUGACGCCGAGCUCUGCAUUCGGAAGGCUGCCUGGAAAAUUUCACAUGAGGAUCACGAUACUUCCACCGAAGGACAGGCUGAUGGAAAUGUUCGAUCGACUGGAAACCUUUCAGAAAGAGCUGAUGGCUGAAUACCAGUAAAGGAGGAAGAUAAAUGGGAGCUUCAUAUACAUAAAUAAACAUUGCUGUUACCACAGAAUAAAAACGA
This is a messenger RNA of Dermacentor silvarum, 1008 nucleotides long. Its product is annotated as alanine aminotransferase 2. The transcript is spliced from 5 exons. NCBI's taxonomy places the organism in Eukaryota, Metazoa, Arthropoda, Arachnida, Ixodida, Ixodidae. Gene Ontology annotation, molecular function: L-alanine:2-oxoglutarate transaminase activity. The coding region runs from base 381 to 941 and encodes 186 amino acids. The record is from RefSeq and is a predicted model, not a curated record.